UUAGAGAGAAAGAGAGAAAGAGAGAGAGAGGCGACAGUCUCCAGUUUUGUUGCACGAGGAGUCGUGAGGAGCCUCUGAUGACAGACAGACAGCAGAUCUGCUGCUUCACUGACUGACUGCUAGACCUGGACCAUCACCAAACAGAUGAAGGGGAGCACACUGUUGGCGAGGAGCAAACAACAGAGGCUUUCCUAAAAAAUAAAAAGAUAAUUCAGAAGAAGAAGAAGAAGAAGAAGAAGAAGAAGAAGAAGAAGAAGAAGAAGAAGAAGAAGAAGAAGAAGAAGAAGAAGAAGAAGAAGAAGAAGAAGAAGAAGAAGAAGAAGAAGAAGAGGGGGGCAGGCAGCAAUCAGCCGGCUGGCCGGGACACGGAGCCCGUGCAGCGGGAGAAAUCACCGUCACAUCACAUCACUGCUCCGAGAUGACAAAGUCCCAGUGAAGCAGAGAGAGAUGUCGCAGAAGAAGAUAUUCCUGAUCUUUGUCGCCAUCAGCACUGUCAGUCUUCUGCUGCACCAUGGGGGCCACUUGAGCUGGACCAUAGAGGCCUUUCACCUCGGUUGCCCUGCCCUUCGCCCCCAUCCUGCCCCAGGCCUCAAACCUAAGCACACCAAUGUGGCCUUCCUCAAGACCCACAAAACAGCCAGUACCACCAUGCAGAACCUGCUCUUCCGUUUCGCAGAGCGCAACAACCUCACGGUGGCCUUGCCUGUGCAGGCCUGCAGCCACCAGUUCUGCUACCCGCGCUCCUUUACCUCUCACUUUGUCCACCCCCACACACUACCGCCAAACAUCAUCACCAGCCACAUGCGCUUCAACAAGGCCGAGCUGCUGCGCCUGAUGCCCAAUGACACAAUGUAUAUCACAAUCCUGAGAGAGCCGGGGUCAAUGUUUGAAUCCUUGUUCAGUUACUACAACCAGUACUGUCAGAGUUUUAAGAGGGUCCCCAAUGGCUCCUUGGAGGCUUUUUUACAGGAGCCCUGGCGCUACUACCGACCUGAUGAAAAGGACUCCAUGUAUGCGCGCAACACCUUGACCUUUGACCUGGGCGGAGACAAGGAUCGCCCAGCAACAGAUGUGGUGUAUGCACGGGCCUUUCUGGCUGAGGUGGAGCGAGUUUUCUCCCUGGUGAUGAUUGCUGAGUACUUUGAUGAGUCGCUGGUUCUCCUCCGCCAUCUUCUCUCUUGGGACCUAGAGGACAUUCUGUACGUUAAGCUCAACAUGCGGACACCAAGCUCAAAGCGAAGCCUGACGCCAGGGCUCCCUUCAGAGAUCCGAGCUUGGAAUUCCUUGGACGCACGUCUCUACGACCACUUUAAUGCCUCCUUGUGGCGCAAGCUGUCAGCUCUGGGUCCAGCCUGUGUGGCGCGAGAGGUACGACUCCUUCAGCAAGCCCAGGAGAGGUUAAUGAGGAGCUGCUUUGGUGGACGGAUGCCGCUUCUCCGAUCAGCCGCGCAGAUCAAAAACAAGGAUCUCCGCCCGUGGCAGCCUAGUGGAAAGGUUGACAUUGUGGGCUACGACCUCCCGGUAAAUCUCAGCCGUGGGUUCUCGAGCCAGGCCCAGGAGCUCUGCCUCAAGCUCAUCAUGCCAGAGGUCCAGUACACACGGGUGCUCCUACGUUCCCAAUCACUGCGCUACCGUCGUGGCUAUCAGCUGCGGCCUCCACAGCAGUCACAUUCCCUCCAGCAGCCCAUACGCGCAGUCCUGCCUCGGCAUUCUCAAGUGCACCGCAGCCAACCGCCACCUGUAGCCCCUGGCCCUGUAGCCCCAGGCCCGGCAGCCCCAGGCGCUGUAGCCCCAGGUCUUGCAACAGGGACGGGAUCCACCUCCACUUUGAAGCCAGCUGCAGAAACUCAAGAUCGGACCACAAAGUUAGGGCCUAAAUCCUCACAGACCCAGGCCUCACAGACUAAAAAGUAGAGACUGGAAUAUAACAGAAUGCAUUUUCCUACCCAGUUUGACCCUUGAGACAAUGGUGCUUGGUUGGUUGGGGUGUUGGAAACAAGGGCGUCUUAGGGGAAAAGUCAGGGGCGUUCUUGAAAUAAUGUCUCUCCUGUCCCUUCCAGAUUUGGG
Messenger RNA from Etheostoma cragini (Arkansas darter), 2067 nucleotides. RefSeq names its product galactose-3-O-sulfotransferase 3 (gene gal3st3). Gene Ontology annotation, molecular function: galactosylceramide sulfotransferase activity. The transcript is spliced from 3 exons. Lineage: Eukaryota; Metazoa; Chordata; Actinopteri; Perciformes; Percidae. Gene Ontology annotation, biological process: glycolipid biosynthetic process. Bases 448 to 1914 code for a protein of 488 amino acids. Gene Ontology annotation, cellular component: membrane. The record is from RefSeq and is a predicted model, not a curated record.